GUCGGACGAGGCUAAAGGGACGUUGCGUCAGCGCCUGCUGCGUGCAGUGGCAACGGCGCAGACACCAGCCGGAGCUCUCGUGAAGCACUCACUCUGCGGCAGCCAUGGGACCCUAUAUCACAGGUAUAUAUUGCAUAUUGGCGGUGACGAGUGUGACGCAAGCGGAGCAAUGGCGAUGGCGGAGCGACGAGCGGAGCGGAGAGUCGCAGGGGGCGCAGUCGGUCCGCAUCGACAACAAAGUGCGGUUUGAGGAUUCCGCUGACCGCGCACUCUACAGUGAUGAAAUGGCUGGCUUCUACAAGCGGCCUUUCGCCGACCGUGCGCUCGUAGCCGACAGGGCAGCGGCGGCGGAGAGGCAGGGUACGCUUGACGACUUACAGUACUGUCGCUGUGAAAGAACGCCUGUUCGAAACCUUCAGUGUGUGACGGGAUCUCGUAAAGGCUGCAGCAGUCACGAUUACCUGUGCUGUUCUUUGCCCGCCACGCAGGACUCAAACCGUGCAGAUCGCCCCCUCGCAGUAGGUCCGGAAGGCCCCACCGGCGUUGUUGGACCCUUUGACAUUAAUACCGAUUCUGGGGAGAGUGCAUCGGCGCAGCGAGGCUUUUUCUCGCCAGGAACUUCAGGAUUUAUUGACUCCGGAUUCAGUAGGCCCGUUCUAGUAGGGCCAGGCGGUCCAACGGGUAUGGUCGGUCCGAGAGGACAAGGCGUUUUAGUAGGGCCCGGAGGGCCGACUGGAUUAAUUGGCCCGGCUAGGUUUAAUCAAGGGUACGGUGCAAGCAGGCCUGGUAUCCUAGUAGGGCCCGGUGGACCUACGGGAAUCUUUGGAUCGAGGAGACAGGGUGUGCUGGUCGGUCCCGGUGGGCAGACUGGAAUAAUUGGCCCAGCUGGGUUUAACCAAGGGUAUGGUGCAAGCAGGCCUGGUAUCCUAGUAGGGCCCGGUGGGCCUACGGGCAGGGUGGGGCCAGGAAGGCAAGUUCUAGUCGGACCGGGGGGCCCCACCGGACAAAUUGGCCCACUAGGGAGCUUUGGUAAAUAGUUUCAUAUAUGUUUAAAAGGGAGCGUUGUAAUUUCUGUGAUAAACGAUGAUUUUAAUAGUAUAUUUUAUAAUAAUAUAAAUUAAAUAUAAAAUAGCACCUAACAUUAAAUAAUUUGUCAUAAAGAUAAUAGUGUUAUUUGGUUUGGAUGCACGCCGUACAUGAGGGGUUUUAUAUUCAAUCAUGUUGUGUCAUCUAAUUGCCUUUGAAGAGACCUUAGAGAUUAGAGAUUAGGAAUUAGAGAUUAUUGGGGCAGACUUCGAACACACUUCUUUGUCUAAUUUAUAAUUAAGACUAACUUUAAGCAUCCAAUAAAACCCUAACAGCCGUUGCUUAAGAGCUAAAGAAACUUUUUUGGUUGAAAUAUUCUUUAACUUGAAUUUUAUAUUACAUUUGUAGAAUAAAAUUAAACUGUA
Messenger RNA from Pieris napi, 1451 nucleotides. Its product is annotated as collagen alpha-2(I) chain-like. Bases 105 to 1037 code for a protein of 310 amino acids. The transcript is spliced from 6 exons. NCBI's taxonomy places the organism in Eukaryota, Metazoa, Arthropoda, Insecta, Lepidoptera, Pieridae. The record is from RefSeq and is a predicted model, not a curated record.